AAGAAAGUUUACAGUAAGAAGCGGAACUGUGACUAUGCCAUGAAGAUCUUCUGUAAAUUGAAAGCUCCCGACAUCGUCAAGAAACAAUUCUUCCCGCGCGAGAUUCUCAUCCUCAAGAAACUUUGUCAUGAUCAUGUGUUAGGUGUGAUUGAGGUACUACUAACCAAUCGUAAAGGCUUCAUCCUCAUGGAUUACAUGCCUAAUGGCGAUCUUCGUUCAUAUAUCAACAAACAAGACCAUGGUCAUCUAUCUGAACCUGAGGCUCGAUUUCUGUAUCAUCAGCUGCAGUCGGCCAUCACAUAUCUUCAUUCUAUCGACAUCGUUCACCGUGACGUCAAGUGUGGCAACCUCCUACUCGACGAGGAUUAUCGAUUGAAGUUAUGCGACUUUGGGUUUGCAAUUACGUGUGCAGAUGGAGAGAAGCUAACGGAAGCAUGUGGGUCGAUGGGAUAUGUAGCUCCAGAGAUAUUAGAAGGUGAUCCGUAUGAAGGAAAACCUACUGAUUUAUGGAGUAUGGGUGUGACGUUGUAUGCUAUGAUAUGUGGACGUCUGCCGUACCACGAAGAUUCUCUAGACAUCCUUCUGGAUUCUAUCUACAACAGACAAGAGAAACUAUGCUUCCCAAACUCUGUCUCAAAAGAUUGUCGCGUCUUUGUUCAUGCACUGCUCGUCCCCGAUCCCCAAAGGAGAGCCAAACUGAGUGACCUUGGUAAAAUGGAGUGGUUAGCACACCCAACCAUCACAGCAAAUACACUCAUGACGUCAGCACCUACUAUGACGUCACAAUACAAAAGCGGAGUUGUUGGCGAAGGAUGUGUACCUGCUUCAUCGGGUGCAUCCCUUGAUGCGAUGUUACAAUCGUGCAGCAAGAAGGGUAGACAUACCGUAUCAUUGGAUACCAGUGUGGAGCAUGGGUUUUCUGAAUCACAAAAAGAGGCGGGAAAGAAGGCUGGAGGGAGUGCCGUCGUUACGGACGUGUUGAAAGCAGUGGCUAUCAGACAUGCAACGGGAGAGAGUCCAAUGAGCGUCCAUAAAAAUCUGGACACGCCUAUUGGCCACGGACCUCAUAAUUUUGCACCCGACACUAUAGGAUUAAAGGGACCCGCUGCACGCAGGAUCAGUGUACAACUCAGUCAAACUAAUAUCAAUUUGAAUCAAACUCACCUACAACAUCACAACCCUCAUCCGACGUCGGCGUUGAAAGCCAGCGUCACCAGAGUUCAUACUGGCGGUGGCGUCGGCGGAGCGGCACGCCGUCAAAGCCUAGCUCCGCGUAAAGCAUGCUGGCAGACCGAGAGCCGCACCGCCGGCGUUGCAGUAUCGCGGAAGAACAGUCUACUGAUGCAGACGGCGAAUUCGACGCGGUUGUCCAAUUUACGACGCGGUUCAAUCGCUCUUCACAGUGGUAAACUACAACCGGGCGGUUCAACAAUCAAUCUAUCAUCAGUUGAUUUGACUUCAUAUAAUAUUCGUGCUCAGGAAAAGGAUCGAGAGCAUGAGCUACACGAUCUCCAGUAUUCUACCGGGUCAAAGAUUGCUCAUCUUGCCGGAGCAAAGCACCAUCGGGAAGCCGAAACUACCCGAAGAAACUCGAUCUUCACCGAAGACAUGAAGGCUCGGCAGAUGCCAAACGCGAUGAAACCCGAAGAGCAAGAAAUUGUGAAUUCUUUCCGAUCGCAGUGUGAGCACAUGAAGCACCUCACUGCAUAAUAUGACAUUAUACAGCAAACUAUCACCACUGCACAUUACCCCCCCCCCCCGGAAAAAAAAACACAAAAUGGGAAGGGCUCGAAAAUUUACUGCUCCUGUGACAGUCUUACUGAAGUGGGCUAUAGGACAGAAGCAGAUAUUUAUUCAUUGAUUAAAUAAUCAAUGAGUUUUCCUAUUGUACCAGUAAAAUUCAUACUUGACCAUGAACAUUUCAUUCUUUUAGAAUUUUUCAUUUUGUAGCUUUUGGCCCAUCACCAGUGACUAAUAAAACUAUUAUUUGAAAUGUG
Lytechinus pictus (painted urchin) is the source of this 1997-nucleotide messenger RNA. RefSeq lists its product as uncharacterized. Bases 40 to 1710 code for a protein of 556 amino acids. The record is from RefSeq and is a predicted model, not a curated record. Gene Ontology annotation, biological process: protein phosphorylation; intracellular signal transduction. NCBI's taxonomy places the organism in Eukaryota, Metazoa, Echinodermata, Echinoidea, Temnopleuroida, Toxopneustidae. Gene Ontology annotation, cellular component: cytoplasm. The transcript has 10 exons. Gene Ontology annotation, molecular function: ATP binding; protein serine/threonine kinase activity.